UCCAGUGCAUCCUCCUCAGCUGCUCGAGUGCUGAGCAUGCGUGCUGGCGCCCUAGCUUUGGAAUCGUUGCGGUAAAAUGGAUCGAUGCUAACAAACAGAGAGCUGCGGUGCUGGUUUCGAACGCUUAUUCUUUGCUUCGCAGGGCCCAGGGAAGUUUAAUAAUUUCGAAACGGGCACGACAUUAGAAACAAGCUACUGAGAAUCUAGUUCCGCGUACGCAGCCAACCAUGUCCGAGCUUCGGAAGAGAGCUACGGAUUCCGAACAGAAAGAAUCGAAGGAGCAUGCAGUCGACUCGGACGACGAAAAACUUCCCGAGGAAAGCCAAGUGGACAACCUGACGAAAGACCUGCCUCAGGCGACUGACGAAACCACAGCUGUUUUGGACAAUUACCUGAGUGGCCUUUCGAAAAGAUGGAGAAACUGGGUCGUCAGAGGAAUCUUCACCCUGCUAAUGAUGUCAUUUUUCGCACUUGUCAUUUGGAUGGGACCUUUGGCUCUAAUGAUUCUAACACUAGCAAUCCAAGUGAAGUGCUUCCAGGAGAUUAUUGCCAUUGGCUAUGCUGUCUACCGAGUGCAUGGGCUUCCUUGGUUUCGUUCUCUGUCCUGGUACUUCCUCCUGACAACAAAUUACUUUCUUUAUGGAGAAAGUCUUGUGGAUUACUUUGGUGUUCUUAUCAGCAGAACGGACUCACUGAAGCCACUUGUGCGCUACCACCGCUUCAUUUCAUUUUGCCUAUACUUGCUGGGUUUCAUCUGGUUCGUGUUGAGCCUUGUAAAGAAAUAUUACAUGCGCCAAUUCUCUUUGUUUGCCUGGACACAUGUGACAUUGGUCCUCAUCGUGACCCAAUCAUACUUUCUCAUUCAAAACAUCUUUGAAGGUUUGAUCUGGUUCAUAGCUCCAGUUUCAAUGAUUGUCUGCAAUGAUGUCAUGGCCUACAUGUUUGGCUUCUUCUUUGGUCGCACACCAUUGAUCAAGCUUUCGCCAAAGAAGACAUGGGAAGGCUUUAUAGGUGGAGGUAUCGCAACUGUCAUCUUUGGUGCUCUUAUGUCACAGUACCUGUGCCAGUUCAAAUACUUUGUCUGUCCAAUCGAAUACUCUGAAGAGUUGGAGCGCAUGACUAUGGAUUGUGAACCUUCACCACUGUUCCAACCAACAGAAUACGGAUUUCCAGGGUGCAUUGAGGCAUUGUGUAACCUUUUGGAUUUCAAGACUACCAUCACACUCUAUCCUUUCGUGCUUCAUUCGUUGAGCUUCUCGUUGUUCAGCUCCAUCAUUGGACCUUUUGGAGGAUUUUUUGCCAGUGGUUUCAAGAGAGCCUUCAAGAUUAAGGACUUUGGUGACAUCAUUCCUGGCCAUGGAGGCAUAAUGGAUCGUUUUGACUGCCAGAUAUUGAUGGCUUCCUUUGUGAAUGUCUACUACCACAGUUUUAUCAGGGCUCCUAACCAACAGAAGAUUCUGCAGCAGAUCUACUUGAUGAAGCCGGAAGUACAGCUGCAGAUUUUCAGCAGCUUGCGGGACACAUUGCUAGCACGGGGCCUGCUACCUUCCUAAAGGGAGUGCCAUCAAGGAAGCAACAGUCACCACAGAACUAGUCACUCAUGUAUUGGACAUCACUACCUUGUUCUAUACUUAAGGUUCAUUGCCCUACCACUCCCUUCCCACACUCUUUCCUGCUUUUUUGAAAAUUCACCUUAGUGGAGCUUUUCAGACCAUUGCGGUUACUCAUGAAGAGGAAGCCGUCAGCAGUCAAUGCAUUGAUAUGAGAAUAUUGCAUACUAGCCAAGAUGCAAAGGAAAUCAUGGACCAAAAAGCAGUUAUAUGUGUACUUCAGUCAGAAUAUUUACAUCCAUUUAAAAGGUUCCAAGUUUUAGUUUAAGCGUUUUGUCCUAUUUUAUGGCAUAAGUAAUUGGCAUAAUUUCUUCUUAAGUGAAUUCUCCCACCUGUGUAGGCCCUACAAUGACUAUAAUGGCAACACUACUUGGCUGGCAUUUCAGUUGGCUGGGUAUUGCACAGUCCACUUCUUAAAAUGCAGUUACUCAUUUGUCUUGUAGAAACUGUAUGCUACAGCAUAUUCUAUAUAGUUGAAUUGUAUGUCUAAUUGUGAUGUGUUUUAGUUCUUUAGUUAGCUGGCAAGUCCUGAAGUUGCAUUAAACCUUGAUGUUCUGAUGUUGUUGGUCAGAUGCAUGGAUUUCUUUCUUUGACAAUGGAUAUGUACCAAAUGUAAAUGCAUCCUUUUGAGACCUUGCCAACGUAACAAUCAUUACUCUUAUGAGGAGUUAAGCAAUUUGGCUGUGUUCAUUCACAGCAUGUUCACUUCUAAUUUGCUUGUACAUUUAAUACGGCAGUAAUGUAAAAUAUGCAGCAUACCUUUCUUGGAUGCUCUUUAAAAACUUUGUUCAGAAGAAAAAAAUCCAGCCAAUAAAAUAACUAACACAGGAACACAGGUUUCUUGUGUUUGUUAUUUUAUUGGCUGGAUUUUUUUUAUGCAAUGCACUAAUUAGCCCAACAAUGAGUGUUAUUAGAGAUUGUGUUGAAUCCUCAUUAAAGAUUGUUUAGAAAUGAGUUAUACGAUGCCAAAAAGCGUAUGUGUGUUGAGAGAAGAGGCUGUUGUGUUGCAGAAUUUGUCUGUAUAAGUACAAGCACGUUUUCUGAAACUUGGAAGCCUUUUUGUUGUUCAUUCAUGAGCUGUAAUUCCUCAUAUUUAACUCGCAUUGUUUUUACUUGGGUGUUGGGUACUCUUCGCUACUUCAACAAAGGUACACAAGCUCCAGGAAGUGCAUGUUGCAGUACGUAGUACUGUUUUUCUGUGAGCCAAUACUUGUUUUGUUAUGCUAUAUGUGCCAAUGUUUCAUGUUUGCUGCAUUCCAGGUCGCGUUUUAUUUUGGUGCAGUUUUGUAAGGCUUGCAUUGAGCUUGAUGUUUUCGACGUAUCAGUUGCUGUAGAGAUGCACAUUCCUAGUCGAUUAUACACCUCUUGCUAGAGGAAAUGAGUUCAAAAGCACACCCCUCCUGGUGGAACUUUGUGCAGGCAGAAGUACUGCAUUUUCAGAUAUUCUUACUUAGAAAGACAUGAUGUUUAAUGCAUUGCAAAUGAGAUAAGAAUCUGAAACAUUUUUGCUUUCAUAUUAGCUUAUGUGAUAUGUUAUGAAGAUCUAGAAUAUGUGCAUUAUUGGCACAAAUGCAUUAACAUUUUUUUAAAUGUGUAAUGAAGAUUUCCAGUGGCAGCUGCUGGCAGUAUUUCUGAAAAGGCACCACGGUACCUCUUUCUGUAAGCGAAUCGCUUUGAGUGUCAUAUGUGGGGUUUAACAUCCCAAAACCACCAUAUGAUUAUGAGUAGAGGGCUCCGGAAAUUUCGACCACCUGGGGUUCUUUAUCGUGCUCCCAAGUGGUGUAGGCCCAUGCGGUCUCAAGACCACACGGGCCUACAGCAUUUUCGCCUCCAUCGAAAGCAGCCACCGCAGCGGGGAUCCAAUCCUGCGACCUGCGGGUCAACAGCCGAGUACCUUAGCUACUAGGCCACCGUGGCAUGAGUAGGUAGUAAUAACAUAUGGUGCAUGGAAAUGGGCAUUUCCCUUUAUUUGUAUGACACAUGAUAGUGCAGACAGUGUCUAUUGCUUUUAUCCGGAGUGUUAUGAUUGUCUACUCACACAAAUAGACUAAAUCUUUCAUUCCUGAUCUUAAAAUAGUAUUACAUGAUUACAUGCUCGAUGCAAGGGUUUUUUUUUUCCUGUUUUUAAAGAUGGCAGCGUUACUACAAGAGGGCAGAUGCAGUACUGUGGGCACACUAGGUCGCCAACUUUGCUAGCCCGAACAAGAGCAGGGUGUCUCGCAUAGUAAUAUUUCAGAGUCGCAGGAUAUAAAGAAGCGAAUACAGGUGUAUCAUCAGUAAAAUGGACCAAGUUUCAGAAAUAUUGACUUUUUUUGUGUGUCAUUAUUUCAUUUGUUUCUGUUCAUUCAUUCGUUCCUGUGUCAUUCAUUUAAGAUACCUUGUGGCAUCUUGAAUGUUUAGAAAGGUAGUUACUUAUUGCUUAGCUUAAAUCAUUUAUUUGGCAAGUAAGUGAAAAGACAAAUACUGGAGUCAUUGAUAAAUUUUGGUAUUGUUCCUGUUUUGAAUAGUAUGAAAAUUACUAUGCAAACUUAGCACUAGGCCCACAUACCAUAAUAUGGUCUGUGGUUCAAGUACACUGCAUCAAUUUCUUGAACACAUUUCUUAAUAUGAUAGCAUUAAAGAGCUCGCUUCUAACGUUUUUCUUUGGCUGCGAGCAAAAAAUCGUCUAGUGUAUGGCCGAAAAAUUGAGAAAGAUGCCGAUAAAAUGAUACCAAUUUCUAGGUCCGAGUGAGGAUCGAACUCAUGCAGUUCGCGUGGUAAGCAGGUUUUCUACCAUGCAGUCAUGCAUCUGUUUGGAAAUACAGUUAAAAUAACUACUAUUGCUUGGAAAUGCAGUUAAAAUGUUUAUGCUGCAUCCUGUAUACGGGCUGCAGAAUACAACUUGUAAUAUUGCAGUAAUAUUGUGUGGUACAAGUAAACGUUGCCAUCGGGCAUCAAAACAUGCAAUUAUCAUGACGACUUCAUGGUUUAAAGUCAGCCACCCUUUGCAAAAGGCACACACAUUAUGUGCGUAUUCCUUAAAGAUCAUGUAGUAGGUGCAUUGCAAGUUCAAAAAUAUUUCACAAGCAUAAUUGCUCGUGGUUUAAAACAUGCUACUUAUUACACAGAUUGCAGCCAAAUGUGAAAGCUUCAUUUCACAUUUGGCAUCCAAUUUCACAUAUUCAGACACAAGCAACUUUCAGCUUAACGGAUUGCAGUGUAGUGAUCCACAAUUUACAUUCUCUAGUAACAUCAUGCAAUAAAAAGUAUGCACUAAGUGGUUGAAGUGCCCACUAGGAACAGGAUAUCGCUAUCGCGUUCAGCUUUUAAAGAAACCCUGACAGCGAAAGUUUUGCUGGCGACUUUUUUACUGUAAUUUGUAGCUUUGCGUCUGAUAACGCUGAAAUUGAAUCGUAAAUUCUCUAAUGCAUCGAAUAAUUCAUGCUAUCAAUAUUAUUUCAGAACUAUGUUGCAUCAGUUCAAAACACCUGCCUAAAUAGUGUAAGGAAUUAGCGCCCCACAGUGGGGCAGUGGAAGAGACUAUGUGCGCUCAAGCUUUGGUGACACUGAAUGCACUGUUUUCAAAUCGAGCAACCCCUGGGCAGUAAAGAAUAAGAUAAUGCCAGUGCAUUGAGCGUGAAAAAGAAAAAAAUUCCUGGCGUAAGCAGACAAAACCACCUUGAGAGGAAGCAGUAUGACAACAGAGUGAGAGGGGUGACGAACAACAGUCCUCACUGGGCGCCAGUCUGGGUAAUAUGCUCGCUUUGCAAAUUUUCUCUGUCAUUGACAGUACUUGCUUGACCUUUGCGACGUAACGUGGGGACCACUGUCUUCGUCAAACCAGAAAAUGUCGAUUGGACGCUUACUUUAAAGCUAAAUUAAAAUAUCUUUUAAGCGACACUCAUCGCUAGUAGUCUGUCAGAAGUGCCCCUGCAUGCAGGACUAUCAAACAACAUAAGCAUCUCAAAAACGUUUCUAAAUUCUAGGGGUUCUUUAACGGCGGAGCUUAAGGGUCUGCGAAUUUGUACCCCUAAACUAUGAUGCAGCUUAGUCGGCUCUCACAUUUAGCUCUGCUUCUUGGUCCACUUUAAUUUGUUAAUUAUAGCAGUGAUGAAUAAUCGCACUAGUACAUCAUGUUUUUCAUAGGUCUACCCAAUAUUUUUGACCUUGGUCCACGUUACCCAUGACACCCUGUUAAUGUUCAUACACAGUGCAAUGUGAUGCUUGUUCCAUUUAUAUCCCAUGUUUCAGUGUUGGUGCCCCAGACAGCUGGAGUGCACAGAAAUGUUAGCUGUUUCAAUGUCUUCUACAGUCGUUCUUGUUGCCAUGUUGUUGAUGCACUUUUCUUAGUGUGGUGUUUGCAUUGACGAAAGCUUUGUCUUGGUUGUGAAGUAUUUCCUGCACUUCUGAGGAUCAAAGAUCAUAAUAAAGAGAUAUAAUAGCCUGUGAA
Messenger RNA from Rhipicephalus microplus (southern cattle tick), 6039 nucleotides. RefSeq names its product CDP-diacylglycerol synthase (gene Cds). Gene Ontology annotation, cellular component: endoplasmic reticulum membrane. The record is from RefSeq and is a predicted model, not a curated record. NCBI's taxonomy places the organism in Eukaryota, Metazoa, Arthropoda, Arachnida, Ixodida, Ixodidae. Gene Ontology annotation, molecular function: phosphatidate cytidylyltransferase activity.